Molecule: messenger RNA, 807 nt
Organism: Punctularia strigosozonata HHB-11173 SS5
Lineage: Eukaryota; Fungi; Basidiomycota; Agaricomycetes; Corticiales; Punctulariaceae
Product: ubiquitin-conjugating enzyme
Exons: 3
Coding region: 99-605 (168 amino acids)
Biological process (GO): proteasome-mediated ubiquitin-dependent protein catabolic process; DNA repair; protein polyubiquitination
Cellular component (GO): HULC complex
Molecular function (GO): ubiquitin conjugating enzyme activity
Source: RefSeq, a predicted model, not a curated record
CACUGACAAUCGCGUAUACGACCUCUCCAAUACUUCCUCUGUUCGCCUUUCUCUCUCGACACUUGUAAUAUCCACUCGAUCUACUGUAAUAUAUCAUCAUGUCUACGAAUUGCAGGCGUCGCCUCAUCAGGGACUUCAAGAGACUGUCGUCCGAUCCGCCGGGCGGGAUCUCCGGUAGCCCAUGUCCAGAUAACAUCAUGUUAUGGAAUGCGGUGAUCUUCGGACCCGCGGACACGCCUUUCGAGGACGGGACCUUCAAGCUCGUCCUCACCUUUGAAGAGUCAUACCCAAACAAGCCUCCUGCGGUCAAGUUUCUUUCUCGCAUGUUCCACCCGAACGUCUACGCCAACGGCGAGCUCUGCUUGGACAUUCUGCAAAACCGGUGGUCUCCAACUUACGACGUCGCCGCUAUCCUAACCAGUAUCCAGAGUUUGUUGCAUGAUCCCAAUCCCAAUAGCCCGGCGAACGCGGAGGCUGCUCAGUUGUAUCGGGAGAACAUGAAGGAGUAUGUUCGGCGGGUGAAGGAAACCGUCGAGGAGAGUUGGCUUGAUCCAGAAGAGAAGGAUAGGAUGGAUGAAGAGGACAGGGCGGCCUCAGCGCAUUGAACAUCCUUGAAAGGAUCACUCAGUUACCCCUCCACUUGUCCGAUUACUCCUUCUCGCCUGUUCGAUAAUCAGAACGUUCGGCCUCAGGUUUCUGAUCCAUCAUUUCCAUUUGUCGCAUUUCGUCGUAGUUGCAAUAUACCAAGACAUGUCUCGAUCAAGUGGUAUGCAUGGCCACUAUCCACCUUCCUUCUCGGGCGUUGAG